Messenger RNA from Hemicordylus capensis (graceful crag lizard), 2655 nucleotides. RefSeq names its product F-box protein 3 (gene FBXO3). The record is from RefSeq and is a predicted model, not a curated record. Bases 143 to 1510 code for a protein of 455 amino acids. The transcript is spliced from 11 exons. Gene Ontology annotation, molecular function: protein binding. Lineage: Eukaryota; Metazoa; Chordata; Lepidosauria; Squamata; Cordylidae.
UUUGAUAACAAACCAGCGUGAGGGGCGGGUGGCGCUUGCCAGCGACGCAGGCGGCCCAGGCUCGACUGGACCGACCCAACCCGAGCUCAGUAGGGCGGAGCCUCCGAGCCAGAGAGGAGGUGCCAACGAGGCAAACGUCAAGAUGGCGACGUCCGUUGAGCUGGACUUGCAGCCUCUCAGUUUGGAGCUGCUGCCCACUGACCCGCUGCUGCUCAUCCUCAGCUUCCUGGAUUACAGGGAUCUCAUGAGCUGUUGUUGUGUAAGUCGUCGAUUAAAUCAGCUUUCAAGUCAUGAUCCAUUGUGGAGGAGGCACUGUAAGAAAUACUGGCUUUUAUCUGAAGCUGAGAAAUCUCGGAGAAAUAAGAGUUGGAAGGCAGCCUUUAUAGAUACUUACACUGAUUUAGGAAGGUAUAUUCAGUAUUACGCUACCCUUAAAAAAGCCUGGGAUGAUUUGAAAAAGUAUUUGUUACAGUGCUGCCCUCGGAUGAUUAAUUCUUUGAAAGACAGUAUACGGGAGGAGGACCUGGAUGCUGUAGAAGCACAAAUUGGUUGCAAGCUCCCUGAUGAUUAUCGGUGUUCAUUUCGGAUCCAUAAUGGACAGAAGCUAGUAGUUCCAGGGUUGAUGGGAAGUAUGGCACUUUCCAAUCACUAUCGCUCUGAGGAUUUGUUGGACAUUGAUACAGCAGCUGGUGGUUUUCAACAGCGACUAGGACUGAAACAAUGCCUCCCCUUAACCUUUUGCAUUCACACUGGAUUGAGUCAGUACAUGGCUCUGGAGAGCGUGGAGGGCCGCAAUAGUUAUGAGAUCUUCUACCAAUGUCCAGAUCAAAUGGCUCGUAAUCCCUCUGCGAUUGAUAUGUUUAUUACAGGUAGCUCCUAUUUGGAAUGGUUCACUUCCUACGUAAACAAUGUAGUAACAGGUGGCUAUCCCAUCAUCAGGGACCAGAUUUUCAGAUAUGUUCAUGAUAAAGACUGUGUAGCAACGACAGGAGAUAUUACAGUUUCCGUUUCUACAUCAUUUCUACCUGAACUCAGUUCUGUACAUCCACCUCACUAUUUCUUCACUUACAGAAUCAGAAUUGAGAUGUCCAAAGAUGCACUUCCUGAAAAGGCUUGUCAGUUAGAUAGUCGGUACUGGAGAAUAACCAAUGCCAAAGGUGAUGUGGAAGAAGUUCAGGGCCCUGGAGUCGUAGGAGAAUUUCCAAUAAUUAGUCCUGGACGGGUUUAUGAAUAUACUAGCUGUACUACAUUUGCCACUACUUCAGGAUACAUGGAAGGAUACUAUACAUUCCAUUGUCUGUACUACAAAGACAAGUUUUUUAAUGUCACCAUUCCAAGAUUUCAUAUGGUUUGCCCAGCAUUUAAAGUAUCCACAGCACGUAUGGAAACCAAUCACAAUGAAUGUGCAAUGGAUGAAGAUGAAGACUCAACUGACACUGAUGAAUACGAAGACAGGCGUAGAAUUCUGGACAUUCCUCCUCCUCCUGGACGUUGCCCACGUCAAACCUGAUCAGACUUUCAAAAAAUUUGUUGCCCACAGAAAGUGGUUCUUUGAGGGGAUAACAUGUACAGAUAUUUCUGAAUAUUAUAAGUAAUUAUUGAGCAGUGGAGCAAUUAGCAUGAAUUUUGGUGCCAGCUCUGAUUUAAAUCUGGUCAAAUAUACAGACAGGGUUUUAUUUUGUCAUCUGUUUGUUUUUGGAGGAAGAAUUUGUGGAGUGGAGAUGGAAAUACUAUUGUGUGGUGAGCUUUAUUCUUUCAAGCAGCUUUACAAUUGCGGGUGGGGGGUAGUCGUACAUUUAAAACUGAUGUAUGAUGAGAAUGGUAUUGGGGUUUUUAAAUUUUAAAAAAGUGUAACAUGGUGAAGACAACCGAAAUGGGGGGGAAAUAGGCAUGGCAUUUUAACAAUUAUUUUGUACAAUUGUUCAUCUCUGCUAUAAGUGAAUGCAAAACUGCAGUCUAUGUAGCUAUGGGGCUAAAUGGAUUGUUCUUGUACAUUUUAAUAUUAAUGGACAAAUACCAGGAAAUUCUGAAAUGUUUGAAAGGGAGCUGGUCUUGUGUGUGAAUCCUGAAUUUGGUAUUUGAUCACAUACAGUAUAGGCUUUUUAGAAUGUGGGAUAAAUAUACUAUCUACUUAAUUUUCUCAUUUUACAACAUAUAAAUAUGUACAUAGGUUUACACACUCUCCCUCUUGCUCUCCCUCUCCCACUCUCAAAUGCCAUUUAACAUUUAAGUGGUAGAUUUUUAAGUAUAAAUAUGUUUUCUUGAAUACUAUUUGGAUUUUUAUAACUGUCUGACUAAAGAUAAACUACUUGAGACUGUCACACCUUAAAUACAUGCUUUGAUGGUUAUAUGUUGUAUACAGUAAUCGCUGGGUGGGAUGUAGCAUCAUAUAAUAAUUGUAUCACUUUUAAAGUAGUAAAGUAAGAUAUUCAAGAGAAGCGGUGGGAAAAGGCAGUUUUAAGCAGCAAUGGUAGAGAGGAUUCAUCUUAAGACAAUUGAAGAUGUUUGCUCUCCAAGCUCAGAUUUUAAUGCACAGAAAAACAAACCAUCUAAAGUAAUGACAUACAAACAAAUUGACAUUCCCUAAUUCUGUGUGAGAGCAGGUGUGUCAGUUUCCCCAUUAAAUUGGAAAGCAGAGUUCUCUAUUUUUUUUCA